GCUCCGAUGCUUGUGGUGUUUAUGGCAAGAGGCGGAAGCAAGCUGAACUGUCGUGUUUCAAGUGAUAAACAUAUUGAAUUUAUUGAACAUCAUAAAUAAACUACAUUAUAAAAGUUAUAAAAAUUAGAGCUAGAUUAUACAAUUAAAUAUAUAUAUAUAUUUUCACAAGAAACAAUGGUGUUAAUUUUUUCAGUGAUUAAUUAUUUAAGUUAACCCUUUGAGUGUCACUAUGUGCAAGGAUUUAACCUGAGGACUUCAGGAUAUCGUGCGAGAUGACAACUCCUGCCAAGAAACGGAUUCGCCUUGAUUCGUCCGCAGGCGCAGGCUACAAGAUGGCGGUGGCGGGGUUCUGCUCGGAGGAGGACGAGGAGGACCUGGAUACCGACAUGCACUCGCCCACCGACAUCAGUGAGGACAGCGUCGAGGUGAAGGUCAAGCCCAUCUCCGGACCCGCGGGCGGCUGCAAGAGCAAGAGGAAGUGCGCCGAGCCGAGGAAGUUCGGGGAGGAAGUGAAGAGGAGACUCGUGGACUACCGGAACGUGCGGGAGAGCGAGUCCGGUCCGUUCCGCCCUUGGAGCCAGGAGCCGGCGGAGUGUCCGCAGGACGAACCGCUGUCGCUGGUCCUGCGGGACGCGGCCGUGCUGGAGCGGUUGGCACCCGUGGUGAGGCCCGCGGACCAAGGGAAGCCCAGGCCGAGGCCGCAGGAGGUGGUGAGAUUGCACGGCGCCGCGGAGAAAUCCGAGGGUGAGGACUCAGGUGACAGACCUCGAGUGUUCAGUGUGGAAUCGUUGAUAAGAGACCGACCGGGCACUUCGACCGUUACGGACCCCGCGGCCGCCGGGACCGACAAGAGGAAGGGCACGUCGAUACAGUCCCAACAGAGGAACUACAAGAACAUGACGCGAGAGAGGCGGAUAGAAGCUAACGCCAGGGAGCGCACCCGCGUCCACACCAUCAGUGCGGCGUUCGACACGUUACGACGUGCCGUACCCGCUUACAGCCACAACCAGAAGCUGUCGAAGCUGUCGGUCCUGCGUAUCGCCUGCUCCUACAUCCUGACCCUGAGCAGGGUCGCCGGCAACGACUACAGCGCGGAUGGCAGUCAACCUCCACUGUCGGAGUGCGUGGACAACGUCUCUCGCACCAUCCAACUGGAGGGCAAGCUCCGCAAGAAGAAAGACGACUAGUUGUUUCCUCGUACAAUCCUACUUAACGCUUUUAUACAUUUGACAGAGGCUACUUAAAAUGUCCAUUUAUAUACUCAACGUUCUAUCCUGUGCAGUACUGAACGUUUAAAUUAUUUAACUGAAUAAUACAUUCAUCAUCAGUUUUCAACAAAAAUCACUGAUACAGAUUUGACGGCAGGCUGUUAUGAUCUCAAAUUGAAUGUGUAAAUUGUGUAUUGAUUUAAUUUUAUGAAAUAUCAGGUAGUAUCAGGUCUUAAUAAUAUUGAGUAUUUUAUUCUGUUCGCCUAAUAGAUAUAUAGAUGUUUGCGCAGGGGCGUACCUAGGAUUCGAUAUAAGGGACAAUUAAUUACUAACGCAGCUCUUUUCAUACUAUAGGUUACGAUAUAUUUUUCGUUAGGGACCAGUGUUUUGUUUCAGAUUUUGUUUUGACGUUUACCGAAAAUAAACAAGCUAAAGUUAGUCCAAGAACUAUUAAUCAGUGAUUCGGCUAGAAAAUGGAAUCUUUUUUAUCGCUAUUCACCUGUCGUACAUUCUACAAACAAAAUUUAAUGUCCUAUAUCAAAUGCUGGGUUCGCCCUAGUUAUCAAUCUUCUAACUAUAAGUAGGCUGAUCCAAAAUCGCUCUGUUAAGAAAAGUACUUUAAUCAUAUUUUAAUUAUGCAACAACACAAACUAUUAUUGCUCAUAAAUUAAUUUCUACUUUUCAAACAUCUUUUGUAUUUCUAAAGAUCUUCUUCCACAUCUCAGAAUAUAUCAGAAAUGGGCCACUUAAACGAAGCGUGUCUUUUCUAAAUUUCAGCAAAAUAAAGACAUUCACAUUGAAAAUCUUUUUUCAAAAUUGUUUGAAUAAUUUAAUUACAAAUAUAACAUUAAUAUAUACGUUACCUAAAUACGAUACAGGCUAUUUUGAGAUGUUGAAAAGUAGUUCAAAACUAUUCUCUCGGAUAAAAAAUUAUUGAUAGAACGUAGAAAUAAAUUAGCUAAAUGUUACUGUAAUUUCGUUAUUGUAGCUCUACUAGUUAGUUUGUGGUUACUUUUCAAACUCGGGCAUCUAUAUUUUUUUAACCGAGAAGAAGGUUUUUGUACACGUAUAUCUGUGCUUAAAGAAUGUUAUGUUCCAUUAUGAAUUUUUAAAUUAGUGUUUAUAAUUAUAAAACAUUGUUAAUGUCUAAAAAUAUCGUACUUCCACGCUACAGCAUAGUUCGUGCCAUUCAAUUAUACUCAUAAUUAAUUGUAAAGAUACUUUAUUUUAAAGCAAUUUAAACUGUAAGUUCAAUAAUUAUUUGUCGUACUUUUGGCGACGGCUCCUUUAUUAUUACCUUAGUCUCUUAUAACAAUAAAUAAUGGUUAGCAGGUCUAACUGAGUACGAGGGUACAAGGCAGAUCUCUACUAUAUGGGUUGUGUCUCGCUAACAGGUCUAUACAAACUCAUUAUACUUUUAGCAAUUCCUAGCCUAGCGUUAGUUCUUUGAGUUUCUGUGUUACUUUUUGUAUUUUUAAAUGUUUAUGUGAAAGCGCGUUGUGUUACUUGUAUAUUUGUUUAUGUUUUGUAAAUAUGUACAAAUAUUUCAAAUUAUUAGAAAUGUUAUGCAUUAUUUUUGUUUUAUCAAUGUAAUUCGAAUUUUAUGAUUUAAGUUUUGUUUUGUCUACGUCCAUGUGAUUUUAACUUAAAUCGGUUGAAACCGACAAUCACUUAAAAUACAGCUUUUAUCAAAGUAUA
Molecule: messenger RNA, 2906 nt
Organism: Homalodisca vitripennis (glassy-winged sharpshooter)
Lineage: Eukaryota; Metazoa; Arthropoda; Insecta; Hemiptera; Cicadellidae
Gene: net
Product: protein atonal homolog 8
Exons: 2
Coding region: 273-1187 (304 amino acids)
Molecular function (GO): protein dimerization activity; DNA-binding transcription factor activity
Source: RefSeq, a predicted model, not a curated record